This is a messenger RNA of Bactrocera tryoni, 4420 nucleotides long. RefSeq lists its product as uncharacterized. The record is from RefSeq and is a predicted model, not a curated record. The transcript has 9 exons. Bases 413 to 3814 code for a protein of 1133 amino acids. NCBI's taxonomy places the organism in Eukaryota, Metazoa, Arthropoda, Insecta, Diptera, Tephritidae.
GAGCACCACAUAGCAGCUAGUGAAAGUUUGCACAACGCCACUGAUGUGCAUAUUUUUAGAAAAUUUUGCCAGCGAAUGAAAUACAUAAAUUGCAUUUUCCUGGGCUAUAAUAUAAGUGUUUUUAGUAGAUUUCAAGUUAUAGCCACAUAUAAACGUAUUAAUUUGUUAAGUUAACGGAAAAAUCAUCAUUGGUGCUACAAGGUGAGAUCGAAGAUUUUGAAUAUCCAUAUAUCUCGCAUAUCAGCUUAUAUGUACAUACAUAGUUACGUACAUAUAUACGCAAUUUAGGGUAUAUGAAUAUUGGUGUAUGUGUACGAUACGGCCGUUAUAUCAUAUUGGUUGCCAUCUGCGAUUUGGCAAAUGUUUUUGUUAGCGCCACACUGUCGUGAUAUCUCGUUUAAGUAUACCAAACAUGUCUGAUCGUAUGGGGCAUGGACGCGGUCCAUUUCAAACACCAUUGAUCAGCGCAACAUUUAGUAUAAACAAAUUAUGGAUUUGUGCACUUUUGGUGAUCUUUGUCUUUCCACAUACCUCAUAUGAAUUAUUUGAGUUUGGAGGCGUUGCCAAGAGUGGAAGUGUUGGAGCAACUGUGGACGCUAAUAAACCCAUAGGAAAGCGUCCAUUUGAGAAGAAAUUCAAAUUUCACAAAAUUGAACGUGUAUACUUCGAUGAAGCGGAAGGGCAAUACGACGAGGCCAGCGCUGGUGACGACGACGACAAAAACGACGACAUUGUUGACGAAAAUAUGAAAAGAAACGAAGACGACGACACAAGCCAAGCUAUGGAUGCUAGCGAGCAAACAACUGAGUCAGAAGAAUUGCCAUUCAAACGGGCGCGAACAGCUCAUAAGGAGCGGAGAAGUGCCACCUCCUCCUCCACAAAGUCGAAUGGCGAAAAGCGCUCAUCUAGCGAAAAGCGGAGAGACUCUACACAUGGUGAUAAAAGUGAAGAGUCACAAUCUGUUUUCGGCUCAUUAUUUGGUUCUCUCUUUGGUGGUGGGGCAAGCAGCAAUGAGAAACUAACAAGUGAGGAAGACAAAUCUGCUGAAAAAAAAGAGCCGUCAAACAGCAUUAUCGAUUGGCUAAAAUGGUUUAGUGAGAGAAAGGAAAAUGUUGAGAGCCAAGAGACUGCAGAAAAUGAAGAAGCAGAUGCGGAAACGUGGUUUUCCUAUCUGAAUCGUUGGCCAUUCAAUACACUCUUUAACAUUGGCAAACCUGAAAAACCUAUACGCAUGCCUAGAGGUGGUCGCGAGCCCAAGCAAAAAGCUGCUUCCGCAGAAGAUGGAGACGCAGAUGAGGCAACGCCGGUAAUGUCUCAGGAAAACUUCGAAACUGUGUUGCACACACUACCAAGUUUUGUCGUGAAUCCAGCGGAAGUAGACAACACCGAAUGUAGACAGCAAUUGCAAAUUUUUGGCAGGCAGUUGCGUGGCAAUAAAUUGUGGACUUUACAGAUGUUGGAUGCUACAGGCAAAAUCACAUCGGGAGUGUUGCGCGGCAACAUCAAUCAAUUCGGAGACUUUGAUCAGUGCAUGCAAGUGAAGACUGUGGUUAAGGUAACACCAGAAAUUCCGGUGCGCAUUCGAGGUAAAUACUGUCUCGCCCAUAUUGAAAUGCAGACCACAUCCAAAGAGCUUAAGGUACCCUUACAUUACGCACAAGGACGAGGCCUCUGGGGCAGUCAUUUCGGCAACCCCAGUCAUUUUGUUCCACGCUAUAGCAUCGCUAAUUGGGGUGUGUGCAUACCGCACCUUUGCAACGGCGAGGUUGUACAGAAAAUGCUUGAGUCGAACCUGCGACCCUACAAUACAACAGGUUUGGAAUUUCACGUGGAGGUCGACGAUGAUGACUGCUACACGCGAUCCAACGUUAAGUUGAUGAAACUAAUUAAAAAGGAUCCGAAAUUCACCACAACAAUUUCCUGCAUUUGUGGGCUCAUAACAUUGUGCAUGGGUUCACUUCUUUAUAAAUACUGCCGCAAUAUCAAAGACUGGAUUGUUAAGAAAAUGGAAAUUUCCAAAAACGAAUCAAAUGGCGAAACCGAAAGAAGUGAGGAUGACACAGAAGCAGUUACUGAGACCGAAGAUACAGAAGACAAUCGAGACUCUGAAAUUGGCAAGGAAGAAGAAUUGCCCGUUAGCUUGCUUCAGUCACUGAUGAACUUAUUGCAAGACAUCCUCAAUGCUUUCUCACCCCAACGUACUUUGUUUGAACUGCUUGGCAGUGACCACUUCGAAACGCAAUUCCCAAUCUUCAAUGUACUAAAAUUGGGUGCUUCGUUCGCUCUUUAUGUUUGCUUCAAGUACAUAAUGAUUGGUCAUCUGCCCAUCAUCAACCGUGAUAAACUAGUUCGGGCUUUGGACCAACCACAGAGCGUAUUGUUCCGAUCGCCACUGAUCUAUAUGGAUGUGCUCUUAAUGAUAAGCGGUUUCUUUGUGGCUUAUCAAUUGGCCGAAGAGAUCGAGCAAAAAACGCAUAUUCAAUUGCUGAAGCGUAUGGCUUUGAAAAUAUCACGCUAUUUGCCAACUUUGUAUGUGGUGCUGCUCUUCCAAACAUACGUGCUUCCACGGCUUGGCGCCGGUCCGCUUUGGAUGAACUUGGUUGGACAAAACACGCGCUUGUGUGAACAGCAAAUGUGGCGCAACCUUUUCAGUGUGCAGAAUGCAAUCGACUUUGAGGAUACGUGUUCACCCAUGACCAUACAAUUAGCUCUUGAAGUACAACUCUAUAUACUAGGUCCUUUGAUUGUGUGGCUCUAUCACACCGAUGCGGAUGCAGCCUUCUUCAUUUACGGCGCCCUCCACGUAAUGUCCGUGGCAGCACGUUAUUCUCGCACGCAAAACGAAUACUUGUCCGUGACUCUGUUCCAUGGAAUGAACAUAAGCAAGUUCUAUCGCACGGCUAAUAUGCUAUACUCCUCCCCAAUAAGUCGCGGAACGGCCUAUCUACUUGGCCUUGGCACCGGUCUAUUUCACCGUUCCCAAUCGGGAGUUAUAGAAAUCGCCAGUGAGCUUAAGCCUGUAGGGUGGUUGUGCGCUAUUUUGAGUUUGGUUUGGUGCUUCUGGGCCCCAUCGGUAGGCAUGCGCAGUGAUUUUGUUUACACAGCUGGAGAUGCGGCCUCCUAUGCUGCUUGGUGUCCUCUUAUACUUGGCUUAGGGCUGGCGUGGUGUAUCUUCAUGUUCCCAAGGGAUGAAAACUCUGUGCUGCGGUUUAUCACCACAAUGCGACCAGUAUUGUUCCUUUCGCGCAUAACGUUCCCCAUUCAAUUGAUGACAUAUGUCGUAGUGCUCUAUAACACUGCUAGUGUCACCGAGCCACGAAAAUAUCAUCUAACUGAUUUGGUAAACUUCAACGAGAUUGCUGUAAUUAUAGCCAGCGGGGGGGCAGUGGCCUUUUUAAUCGAUGUUCCAGCCCAACACUUACGAAAGAUUGUAAUUAAUCGGUUGUUUAUCGAACGCCAAGAGCGCGAGCAUGAUCACGAAACUGAACCCAGUUCGGGUGCUGAGGCUUCCGAACCAGAAGCUGAUGUCGAAGAUGAGUGCGAAGCCGAUGGCAAGGUAACAGAGAUCAGCGAAGAGCAGUCUAAAGAUGAUACAGCAGACAUUUGGGGUACUGAAGAUGUCACGGAAGAUUUGGCUGUAACGAAUAAUAGCAACGAAGAAAAUACAGUAGCGGAUGAGGAUGAAGAGAUUGAUGAUAAGGAAAUAGAAAUAUCGGAAGAAGACGAAGUAAAGAAGCGACCACUAAAAGACGAUAACGUAGAGAAAGACACAACAAGUUUUACACGAAGGCAACGACGAAUCAGCGAUGAUUAGAAGAAUACCCACAAUAAUGAUGGGAAUACGAUUAUGCUGCUUGUACAAAAAUUGGGAGCGGGAUUUUAGUCAGGAAUGUAUGUUUUAUGGAAGAACUGCAGUAAGGAAGCUGUUGAAUUUCCAUUCUUUCACCUAGUACAACUUAAUGGCGGCGUGACCAGAGGAAUUAUUGUUUACUUUUAAGCGAAUGAACAUGCAUACAAAUCACACAAGGAUAAAAGACAAUUCGAAGCCGGUUUCAAUUUAAUUACUGGAAAUUAAUUAAGAAAAAAAGUCGUACAUACAUACACACAUACAUCAUUUGCAAGUUCAUACAUACAUAUCUUUUACAUUAAUUUUCAGAUACUCGUACAUGGGUUCCCCUGAAUGUUGGAUACAUCGUUCAUUUCAUGAAAACUAUUUCUGCAUCUCUUGUAAUGAUUCCCAACUGAAUUAAAUUGUAUCAGCGCUUAACGACCCGACGACAAAUCAACCAUAGACAACACGAACCGAAACACGAAUCCGACAUCCUUUCAAAAGUGUUUAAUUGUUAUACAUCUAUUUAUUUAUACUAUAUAUAUUUACUUAUAAUUGUGUGCACAUUAGUCACAUAUAUUUAAAUACAAA